This is a messenger RNA of Pieris macdunnoughi, 321 nucleotides long. NCBI's taxonomy places the organism in Eukaryota, Metazoa, Arthropoda, Insecta, Lepidoptera, Pieridae. The record is from the annotation of a GenBank genome assembly.
AUGAAUUACUUUACAAUAUUUCUUGUACUGCAGACUUAUUUUAUACAGAAUGCACUCGCCCAUUGCAUCAGACUUCCACCAGCACCUUCAAACAUUCCAGAAUGCGCUAUAAAUAAACCAGUAGUUCAAGAAGAUGUAAAUAGUAGCGGAAUUGGGACUGUUUCCGUAUUUGGUGAUUUGCCUUUAUCUGGGGCAACCCAGGUGGUAGGACAAGUACCUGUUUUGGGCGUGGCCAGGUUCUCUGGGAGCGUUCCAGCUAGAGGUUUCGUAACCAUUUCUGGAGGAUGUGGAUGUGGGUGCCAAUAUACUAAAUCUGAUUAG